ACUACCCCCCCUGCGUCGCGCUGCAUCCAUGGCGUCAUGGAGUCCACGUUCCUCCGCGGAACAGGGCGAAAACCCUGGCGACAUCAGAUCGAGGCCGUGGACUGCAUCUUGCACGCUCUCAGCGUCGAUGGGCGAAGAAACCUCCUGGUGCAGCAUGCCACAGGCAGCGGCAAGUCGGCCACCAUGGCCCUCUUAGUCCACCAAUUGGCGGAGCAGGUCCAUGAUCCCACGAAAAAAGGCUUCACCUUGAUCCUUCUUUUGAGCGAUCGGCUCCAAUUGGAUCGGCAGUUGGGUGACACUUUGGAGACCUUCCUCUCCCGCUGCCACGGCAGCUCCCGUCUACGGCGCUGCGAGACACGCACAGGGCAGCUGAUGAAGGUGUUGAGCUCCUUGGGGCAGUUGGUGGAACGCAGUGCCAAAGCCCUGGUGGUCGUGACGACCAAGCAGAAGUUGGAUCGCGUUCUCUCGGAUGGCAAGAACUCCCUGGAUCUGUCGCCCAUUUUCGCCUGUGGCCGCGUGGCCGUGAUCUGCGAAGAGUGUCAUCGGGCGCACUUCGAGGGGGGCAAAACGGCGGAGGCCGUGCGGAUGCUGUUUGGCGGUGGACGCUCGACCCAACCAGAAGAUUUGGUCUACAUCGGCUUCACCGGAACCCCCAGCCCCAGCUGCUUGCGCCUCUUCAGGGCAUCAGUGCAUGGCUACCACCUGGGACAGGCUGAGAAGGAAGGAGUGGUCUUGGACGUCUUGACCAACUACGAAACCUGCCGACUUCAAAGCCUUUCAGAGAAGUGCCGCUACAUCUUGGCGGAUCUACAAAGGGUGGCACAAAGCUAUGAUGAAGCCUUUGCUACCGAUAUGAAGGCCAUGGUCGUGUGCCGCCGGCGCGUGGACGUGGUGUCCUACGUCCAGCAGCUGCGCAAGUUGGCCCAAAGCACGAACGGCUGGCUGCCGGGGCUCGGGUGGUCGCCCGGCUUCUUCCUGAACCGGGGCAUUUGUGGCUUCUUCAGCGGCGCCGUGGGAGACCUGCUGGAAGAACGGCUGAAUGGUUUGCCAUUGCUGGAAGCAUGUCGAAGUGCCAGGAUCCUGGUGGUCUGCAACAAGCUGGAAACGGGCUUCGAUGAGCCACGCUUGGCAGCUAUGUACCUGGACCGGUGCUUGGAAAGUGAUGUGAAGAUGGUGCAAGUUCUUUCCAGGAUCAAUCGUCCACUGCCGGGCAAAGACUCCGUCUAUGUGCGCGAUUUCCAUGAUCAAUGGGCCGCCGUGCGCCUGGCCUUCGAUCGCUUCCGUCGGGUCGUGGAAGGCGGCCGCUGUGGCGGUCGACGCUUCAGACGACGGCGGUGCAGGAACAGGGUGUGGUGUCACCAAAUCGCCGAGCAUGAUGUCCAGCUGGAGCAGAUGUUGCAGACACCGCUUCCGCCGGAGAAGAUCUUGCAACUCACCGAGACGCAUCAGCGGCUUCGGAAAGAGCUGCAUCUCACGGGCGGGUCCCGUUUGAUGAGCCUCUUGAAGGCGACGCGACGCCUUGCGCAAGAGGUGGGCAGCGACGUUUCGAUGGUCAACGCCGUGGAACUCGCUGGAUCGCCGUCGCGCAUCGUCUUCGUGGAUCAGAAGGCAGUGGUAAAACACCGUAGGACAUGGGGGAAACGAUGA
Molecule: messenger RNA, 1647 nt
Organism: Cladocopium goreaui
Lineage: Eukaryota; Dinophyceae; Suessiales; Symbiodiniaceae
Source: the annotation of a GenBank genome assembly